Messenger RNA from Chrysoperla carnea, 806 nucleotides. RefSeq lists its product as uncharacterized. The record is from RefSeq and is a predicted model, not a curated record. Lineage: Eukaryota; Metazoa; Arthropoda; Insecta; Neuroptera; Chrysopidae. Bases 78 to 761 code for a protein of 227 amino acids. The transcript has 2 exons.
GUGUGAUUAAAACAGUUUUAGAAUUCACUGUGUUUUAAUGCGUAAUUUUUGUACUGAGUAACAACUUAUACAAUAAAAUGAAGUUUUCAGUGUUUUUCUUUGUUGUUUUGGCAACGUACACGGUAGUUACAGCCACUGGUACAGUUGACGAAGUAACUGCCGAAGCAGGUAAAGAAAUUGGAAGGAAUGCAAGAGAAAUUGGUGGUAUCUUUCAAGAAAUUGGAAAAUUACAAAAUCGUUUAUAUCCAGUUGAAAAACAAAUUCGCGGAGAAUCUCAGCAUACAACAAAUGAAGUAACAGAAAAAAAUCAAGAAACAUUAGCUUUAAUUAAUAAUAUAGAUAAACCAGAUUGUCGCGUUAAAGCUAAAAAAGAACUAGAGAGUGCUUUCACUCAAACAAAAGCUGAUAUUUUAGAAUGCCAACAAGAUACCAUUCACAAAAUGAACGAUUUCGAGCACGAUUUAAAGGAAACACAAAAAUCACUUAAGCAAUUGAAAAAAACAAAUGGUAAAAUUAUUAAAAAUUGUUAUCGUAGUACAAAUCGACAAGCUGAAGAAUUGGAACAAUGUUUCAAAGCCAAAGAUAAUGAAGUCAAAGUUGAAAUAAAGAAAGAAGAGGAAAAAGUAAAUACCGUGAAAGAUAAAAUUACAGAUAUUGAUUCGAAUACCGUAAUUAAGUGUAUUCAAGCAACUUCACCUGCGUUCAAUAAAAAAACAGAUCAAAUUGUUGUCGAUGUAAAAAAAUGUGGUGGGGUUGAAUAACAGUUGAUUGAAUAUUUUUGUGAAAUUUAAAACUACAAAGCUCGU